This is a messenger RNA of Polyodon spathula (Mississippi paddlefish), 524 nucleotides long. It is a transcript of the gene uqcrh, whose product is annotated as cytochrome b-c1 complex subunit 6, mitochondrial. The transcript is spliced from 4 exons. Gene Ontology annotation, biological process: mitochondrial electron transport, ubiquinol to cytochrome c. Bases 94 to 366 code for a protein of 90 amino acids. The record is from RefSeq and is a predicted model, not a curated record. NCBI's taxonomy places the organism in Eukaryota, Metazoa, Chordata, Actinopteri, Acipenseriformes, Polyodontidae.
GAAGGUCCUCAAGAACCAAGAAGAGCUCAGAGAGAAAGGACGGAGUCGGUCUGUGAUUCACUUAAACACAGUCAGAUAUCCAGCUGCGGAGUCAUGAGGGAGGACAAAAUGCUUACAAACGGAGAGCCCGAGGAGGCUGAGGAGGAAGAAGAGGAGGAGGAGGAUAUGGUGGACCCCUUAGAGACAAUCCGGAGUAAAUGUGAGCUAACUGAGCACUGCGUGCAUUUACGGGAGAAGCUUGAAACAUGUGAGGCACGAGUGAGCUCCCGGUCAAACACUGCAGAGGAAUGUACAGAGGAGCUGUUUGACUUCCUCCACGCCAGGGACCACUGUGUGGCACACAAGGUCUUCAGCAAGAUUAAGUGAAGAGAACAGACAUCUUGCCUCAGACCUCAUUCCCAUUGUUGGGAGCCCUGUGGCUGUGAAUUCUGUGUUUUAAAAUAAAAUAUUAAUUGUGGUGCGGGAGAGUUCUUCUCCAGAUUUGUUUGUCCUCAGUAAAUAAAUAAACAAUAUGAAAAAUUGCA